Messenger RNA from Yamadazyma jaroonii, 489 nucleotides. NCBI's taxonomy places the organism in Eukaryota, Fungi, Ascomycota, Pichiomycetes, Serinales, Debaryomycetaceae. The record is from the annotation of a GenBank genome assembly.
AUGACAAAAGUCUUCUUCGAUCUCGAUAGCGUUGAUGUUAGAUUCGGUAGAGUUACCUUCGAAUUAUACGAUGACAUUGUUCCAAAAACCGCUGAAAACUUCAGAGCUUUAUGUACUGGCGAAAAAGGUUUCGGUUACAAAGGUUCAUUUUUCCAUAGAGUCACUCCUGGAUUCAUGAUGCAAGGUGGAGAUUUCACCAAAGGUAACGGUACCGGUGGUAAGUCAAUCUAUGGUGAUAAGUUCGAUGAUGAAAGCUUUGAUAAAAAGCACGAUAGACCAGGCUUAAUAUCAAUGGUUAAUACUGGUCCAAACACCAAUGGAUCUCAAUUUUUCAUCACCCUCGUCCCAACUCCAUGGCUAGACGGUAAAAACGUUGUUUUCGGUGAAGUUGUUGAAGGCUUCGAUGUUGUUAAACAAAUUGAAUCUCACUGUGCAACCAACCCUCGUAAACUUCAGAAUAUCGUCAUUAUCGAAGCUGGUGAAUGUUAA